Molecule: messenger RNA, 513 nt
Organism: Triticum dicoccoides
Lineage: Eukaryota; Viridiplantae; Streptophyta; Magnoliopsida; Poales; Poaceae
Product: zinc finger protein 3-like
Exons: 1
Coding region: 1-339 (112 amino acids)
Molecular function (GO): DNA-binding transcription factor activity
Source: RefSeq, a predicted model, not a curated record
AUGGAGCAAGCGAGCAGCGCGCAGGCCGAGCUCAGCCUCGAGCUCACCCUGGUCGCCGACGUGGGUGUGGUGCCGGCGGACGCAGGCUUUUUCCUCUGCGUCUACUGCUACCGCAGGUUCCGCACCUCGCAGGCACUCGGCGGCCACCAAAACGCGCACAAGCAAGAGCGCGCCGUCGCUAAGCGACGCCGGGAUGCCGCCGCCGCGAUGCGCCCCUCCCCUGCCAGGAAGGCUGCUGCUCGAAUGCCGGAGGAGCCUGCUGGUGGUGUCAUGGCGCACAAGGACGGCAGCAGCUGCCGGGAGAGCGACCCCGAGCUGGACUUGUCUCUCCGUCUGUAACAGGUCGGCCGAAUGAUCUCUGCUAAAAUCCUUGCUCCACACCCCUUAUUUCCAGUGCUAGGUACGUACUCCGUACAUCAUAGUCCGGCUAUUUGGCGUGAACUCUUUGUUCCAAUAUCCAGUUGGGUAUAUAUACUAUGAAAAAAAGCUCAUGUUGAGCAUGCUUUGAAUUCA